Molecule: messenger RNA, 555 nt
Organism: Penicillium olsonii
Lineage: Eukaryota; Fungi; Ascomycota; Eurotiomycetes; Eurotiales; Aspergillaceae
Source: the annotation of a GenBank genome assembly
AUGCUAACGCUGACCCAAGGAACAAUGGGACUCAUAUACGGAGGCGCCGCGGGAGUCAUCAGAUCUCCCAAUCCAAUGAUUCAUUCCUUGUCAUGUGGUAUCCAUUGGUCUAUAUGCGGCUCAUCAUUCUGGUGGCUAAGAAGCAAUAUUAUCAAGCAUCAUUACCAAGAUGAAGCCUCACCACAAGAGCGCAAGUAUGCAAGUGCUCUAUGUGGUGGUAUUGCAGGGGGAGGUGUGACAAAGCUCAUGGGCCGGCUGGUUCCGGGUGCCAUUGUCUUCUCACUAUUGGGUUACUGUGGCCAAAGCGUCUUCAACAACCUUGACGCCUGGCAAUUGGAGAAUGCCAACACCACGAGGAAGCCAUUUAUGCAACGGAUGGCUGAGUCAAAGUGGAUCCCGCUGCGAACCCUUUCUGAUGAAGAAUACAGGGGUAUGCUGGGUGAGAAACUCCUCAGCAUCGAGGCUGAGAUUGCCUUGCUCGACGACAAGAUUGAGGAGCUCGAGAAGUCUCGACCAGCACCCUCUGCUUCUCCAGCUUCUUCAACUUCAAAAUAA